Funneliformis caledonium is the source of this 2937-nucleotide messenger RNA. The record is from the annotation of a GenBank genome assembly. Lineage: Eukaryota; Fungi; Glomeromycota; Glomeromycetes; Glomerales; Glomeraceae.
AUGAAUUUGCAAAAUCAAACAGCGGUUCAAUCAGAGUCUUUUGACGCGUCCAAUAUUAACAAUAUUAAAGCUUCAAAUGUAUUCGUAUCUCCACAUUUCAGGACAAGGGCAAAUGCAGCUCGCUUGUCAUUCAAAGAAUUUCAAAAGAAAGCAGUUGAUAAUCCACCAAAUUUAUCCGUUGCCCAAAAUCCUAUCCUUUGCGAUUCACACACUCCAACUUUUGCAAAUUUAUUUUUCAAGAAAUUUGGAAACAUAUCAAAGGAAAUUACAAAUGAGUCAACUACACUUAGUGAAGAAAGGAUUCCAGAAAAUGAAAAUUUAAAAAAGGUUACCUUAAAUAAAGCAAAGUCCUUAUAUAAUGAAAAAACAGCGGAACCUCUUAAUCAGGAGCCUUCAAUUCAAGAAAAGACUUCAGAUAAAGAAACUUGCGCUGAUUCUAAUAAUACCUCACUUCAAUCUCCAGAGCUGUCCUCACAGCGAACAUCAUCUCUGACCGAGAAUAAAAUUUCGGCUCACGGUUUACAUUCUGACACUUACUUGGAUCAGAAAACAACUUCAUUCUUAUCAAAUAAUGGUUACUUUCAAACGGAUAAUAAUGAUGAGGUACUAAUAGAAGAAGAUACGAUUGAGAUAUCCAAAGAAAACGACAAAGUUAACGUUGAAGGAUCACUUUCUUUUAAUAAAAAUAAUUCCGAUCAUUUUCUUAUUUCUCAAACUCCUUCACGUUGUAACUCUGAAUUAAAGGAUAAUUUAAAUGAUGAUAAUGAGUUAAAUCUAUUAAUUGAAACCAUUCAAAGAUGGAAAGAUGAAGUGGUUAGAAGGGACUGCCUUAUUGGAGAUUUGUCGAUGAUUAAACAGCAACAAAUUUAUACCGAACGUAAUCGAGAACGAAUCAAUAAUAUCAAGUUAAAAUAUUCAUUGUUUAGUAACUUACUCUAUAAUAUGGGCAAUAAUAUGAAGGAAAUAUGUAAUCAUAAAGAAAGAAUGGAAGAAGAGUUUGAAUCAAUGAGAUCAGAAUUUAGUAAGCUUACUACUAAAUACAAGUCAACCUUAGAUAAUAAUGCUGCAAUGACUCAAGCACAACGAGAUCAACUAGUACAAAUUACUGAAUUCAGCUCAAAACUUAUUGAAGCAAAUGCACAGCUCACGGACAUUAGAACUCGGUUACUUCAAGAAAUACAAGAGACAGAUAGUAAAUCCUCAAAUUAUUCAUCCGAACUUGAUGGUAUUUUAAACCAAUUAUUAAGUGAGGUUGAGAAUAAAGAAUUUAAAGAUAAUCGAAAUUUGAUAAAAGAAGACGAAGAAAAAAUUGCUCCUCUGUCAAUCAAUAAAAUUGAACGGAAAAUCGAGUCUAUUCGAUCUCAAGUUACUCAAUUGAAGUUCAUGAUUAAGGAGAAAGAUGAACGUAUAGCUCAGUUAGAUGUAGCUGAAAAGGAAAGGGAUGACCUUAAAGUAGAAAUUAUUCAAACAAAGGAAUUAAUGAAAACGGAUCGCGAUUCACUCAAGCAAGAAAUAGAAAUCAUGCGUGCAAAACACGAAACUGAUCUUAAGCGAGUUGAAUCAGAAUUUUGUAGGGACCGUUAUAAAUUACAAAAUGAUUUUCACAAAGAACGUUCUCAGAUUGAGGCUGAAUGGCGCGAAGAACGCCUUCGAUUAGAAUCAGAACGUCAUGAAGAACGUAAUCAUCGUUUACGUUUAGAAGACGAAUAUCGGAAUGAAAGGUCAGAACGGUUUAGGAUUGAAACUGAAUUAAGAAGCUCUGAACGAAAAGUAGAUGAAAUGUCCAAGACGUGCGAUAAAGAUAAUUUAAGGAUUGUACAAUUAGAAUCCCAAUUAAUUAAAAUGGAUUGUUGUCAACCAGAUAGUUCAACUGUCGCUGUCGGAACUGCUGAUAUACAAGAUUUAGAUCUUCAAAUUCAACAUAAUAAGAUUAUUUCCGAACUUAAUAAAAACAACCUUGAUAAUAAAAGGAAGAUCGAAAACUUGAUAGAUGAGUUAGAAACCUGGAAGUCCAAGUCCAGUUCACUUGAGUCACAGCUGGUUUCAUUGAACUCAAUGUAUAAUAAAUUACAUGAGCACAAUAAAUCACUUGUUGAGAUUAGCGACAGUUAUCUGCAGAACAAAGAAGCGGUGGAUCAAGCACUUAAUCGCACUACAAAUUAUUAUCAAGAUAUAACUAAAAAAAUUACUGCAGAACAUGAAAAUGAAAUUCGAAAGCGUGAUUGCAAAAUUCGUGAAAUUGAAACGAAAGAAGCCUCUUUAUUAGAAGAAAUCCAAAUGUUAAAGUCCCAAAUAUUAGAAAUGGAGGACAACAAUAAAUCUUUACAACACAAAUUAAUUGAAAUAAAUGUAGAAAAUGAAGACUCGAAUACUAUCAAAAAAGAACAUCCAUCUGAAGACGCAAAUGCUUGUGUUUUGAAACCAAUUUCUAAUAUAGAAGAUAGAGAUACGAGAUUUGACCAACAUUCUCAGAAAAUUUUAACAUUAACUGAAAUUGAUUUUAUGCUCUUGGAACCUACGCCAAUAAAUACAAAUAGUCCCACUAACAUAAAUACAUCCCAAUCGAAGGAUGAUGAUAUUCCAAAAAUACAAGAACUUAGUAAUGAUAAAAACAUACAAGCUAUGGAAUCAAAUUCUAAUUUGACGGAAAAUGAACGCAUCGUCCAAAAUGUUGCUAUUCAAGCGGGAUAUAGUAAUAAUAUAUAUGAUCCUCUUCAAAGUUCUAAUAAUGCAAGAGAUAUAGAUGGCUGGUUGUCUCCCAGUACUAAUUUAAGAUCCAAACGACGAAAGACAGGUUGUUCGGAAAGUGCCGAUAAACACGUUGGACGAUUACAUGUCCCAUCAACAAACACUUCUAUGAUUGAAUCAAAGUCAGAGACGCGAUUCAGAGGUAAAUCGAAAGCUGGUCGUAGAACCAAUGAAAAAGGAAUAAAUUGA